Molecule: messenger RNA, 637 nt
Organism: Planococcus citri (citrus mealybug)
Lineage: Eukaryota; Metazoa; Arthropoda; Insecta; Hemiptera; Pseudococcidae
Gene: ND-13B
Product: NADH dehydrogenase (ubiquinone) subunit ND-13B
Exons: 3
Coding region: 140-496 (118 amino acids)
Biological process (GO): respiratory electron transport chain
Source: RefSeq, a predicted model, not a curated record
UUCGGAAUCAGUUCUUUUACGAAAUGAUGUGAUAAUGUUUUGAUUUUGACUUUUGACCGAUAAGGGAUGAAAUUAAUUUUUUUCAAUGCAAAAAUUUGAGUUUUGAGCUAAAUUUUAUACGAUUAAGCUUCAAUUUAAUAUGGCAGGCGUUUUGAAAAAGACCACCGGACUCACAGGUUUAGCAGUAGCUAGAAAUCCUGAACAUAAACUACGAGUACUCUACGGUAAAAUUUUAAAAGUAUUGAAAAAAGCUCCACCCAAUGCAGCUUACAGAAAAUAUACCGAAGAAAUCGUACAAAACAGAUUACAAGCUGUGAUAGAUAGUAAAAAUUACGAAGAAAUAGAGAAGAAAGUGAAUUGUGGUCAAGUAGAAGAACUCAUCAAGCAAGCCGAACAAGAAUUACUCUUAGCUAGAAAAUUCGUUAUUUGGAAACCCUGGGAACCGUUGGUUAACCAGGCACCUCCAAAUCAAUGGACCUGGCCUCCGAAUAAUUAAGGUGUUUUUCGAAAUUACGGUUUAUUCUAUGUAGUAGUACGUUAAACUUUUGUUUGUUUCAGUUUUUCAUUGUAAGUCAUGUAUAUAAAUUAAAACUUGGAUAUGCUUUAAAAUAAAUCUAUUUCAAGCUCGUAAUAAGAA